AGCCUUUGGGCAAAUUCUUAGAAGAAAUAUAAAGGAACACAAAAUCCCCCGAAGCUUCAUUCACUCUGAUUUUCUCACAAAUCCAUAACGAAGCAAAUCAAAGGGCUCUGUACUUCUUCUACGAAACAUGGGUUCAGAUGCUGAUAUGGAGGAUUACGGAUUUGAGUAUUCGGACGAGGACCAGGAGGAGCAGGAUGUUGAUAUUGAGAAUCAGUAUUACAAUUCAAAAGGUAUGGUUGAGACGGAUCCAGAGGGUGCACUUGAGGGAUUCGCGGAGGUGGUACAAAUGGAACCUGAGAAGGCAGAAUGGGGUUUUAAAGCUCUUAAGCAGACAGUCAAAAUUUAUUAUCGUUUAGGGAGGUAUAAGCAGAUGAUGGACGCUUACAGGGAAAUGCUUACUUAUAUUAUAUCAGCGGUAACGCGAAAUUACAGCGAGAAGUGCAUCAACAACAUAAUGGAUUUUGUCUCUGGCUCAGCUAGUCAGAAUGUUGGUUUGUUGAGGGAGUUCUAUGAAACCACACUGAAAGCCCUUGAAGAGGCUAAAAAUGAAAGGUUGUGGUUUAAGACAAAUCUUAAGCUUUGCAAGAUCUGGUUUGACAUGGGUGAGUAUGGUAAAAUGAACAAGAUUAUGAAGGAGCUUCACAGAUCUUGUCAAAAAGCUGAUGGUACUGAUGAUCAAAAGAAAGGGACUCAGCUCUUGGAGGUUUAUGCUAUUGAAAUUCAAAUGUACACUGAGACAAAGAACAACAAAAAGCUGAAGGAAUUGUAUGGGAAGGCUCUUACAAUCAAAUCAGCUAUCCCACAUCCUAGAAUAAUGGGAAUAAUCCGUGAGUGUGGUGGGAAAAUGCAUAUGGCACAAAGACAGUGGGCAGAGGCAGCUACUGACUUCUUUGAAGCUUUUAAGAACUACGAUGAAGCUGGUAAUCAACGGCGCAUACAGUGCCUGAAAUACUUGGUGUUGGCCAACAUGCUUAUGGAAUCACAAGUUAAUCCGUUUGAUGGGCAGGAGGCAAAACCGUACAAAAAUGACCCAGAAAUCUUGGCCAUGACUAAUUUGAUUGCUGCAUAUCAACGAAAUGAGAUAUUGGAAUUCGAGAAAAUCCUUAAGAGCAAUAGAAAAACUAUCAUGGAUGAUCCAUUCAUUAGAAAUUAUAUUGAGGACUUGUUGAAGAAUAUAAGGACUCAAGUGUUGCUGAAACUCAUUAAACCAUAUACACGGAUCAGGAUUCCUUUCAUAUCGAAGGAGAUUAACGUACCAGAAGGUGAAGUGGAAACGUUAUUGGUGUCACUGAUACUGGAUAACCGGAUACAAGGUCAUAUUGACCAAGUAAACAAAUUGUUGGAGCAUUGCGACAGGUCAAAGGGGAUGAAGAAGUAUACAGCUAUUGAUAGAUGGAACACACAAUUUCAGUCUCUUUAUCAAACCAUUAGCAAUAAAGUGGGGUAAAAUCAGUAUUCAACUGAAGUUUUUAUUUUAUUUUAUGAAGAUUAGAAGCCAGCUACAAAGAGGACAAGAAGAAAAAGUUUACUAGGUUUCUCUUGUCUAUUUAUGUUUUCAACUUCACAAAUUUAGCUCUUUGUACUUUCCAUCCUCAAUUUUUGAAUUGAACUCUUUGAGAAAUUUUAAGAAUUUGAGUACUUUCUUUGAUGCAAUCUCUUACAAGCUGUGAGCUUAUAAA
Messenger RNA from Solanum tuberosum (potato), 1679 nucleotides. RefSeq names its product COP9 signalosome complex subunit 2-like. The record is from RefSeq and is a predicted model, not a curated record. The transcript has 12 exons. NCBI's taxonomy places the organism in Eukaryota, Viridiplantae, Streptophyta, Magnoliopsida, Solanales, Solanaceae. The coding region runs from base 128 to 1447 and encodes 439 amino acids.